Messenger RNA from Symbiodinium sp. CCMP2456, 1059 nucleotides. Lineage: Eukaryota; Dinophyceae; Suessiales; Symbiodiniaceae. The record is from the annotation of a GenBank genome assembly.
AUGUACAGGGCCCGUCGCCUCACAUACCGUGAACUUGUUCUGUUGCUGCUUCUUGCUGUUCUGGAGAAGGCGUGGGAAGUGUCUCCACCUGCAUUCACCAGCCGUUCUGGUACACCUGCCAGAUUCCAGCAGAAUUCCUUCAGGACAAGAGAGAACACCGAGCUAUAUGUGAGCGAAAGCAUGGAUGGUAAGUUCAGGUGCAACAUGUCCGCAAGCGAGAAAAUGUUGGUGGCCGCACUGCAUUCCGCUGGCAAAAAAGGCCAGCAGGGAUGGGCUAAAGUUCAGCGCCUGUACGAGAACUACACCGGCCUCGCAGUACCGGUUUAUGGCGCAGCGUUACAAGCUGCAUAUCGUUGCAAACAGUUCUCAGAGGCAGCAGAGAUGUACACAAAUAUCCGAAGCAUCGGCAAUGUGACGGUCGGUCCAGUCCUCCUGAUGUACGGCAUGAAGACCUUCGGCAAGUUGCAGGACAGCACUGCCGUCGAUUCAAUCUGGCAAGAGGUUCUUGCAGAGGGACGGGUCGACAAGUUUCUGGCCGCAGCUCGCAUUGAUGCGGCCAGCGAGAUGGGUGACAUUGAAGAAGCUGCAUCUAUCCUAGAGUUUAUGGUAAAUAAGACCGUGCCAGUCUAUGACAUCCAUUUCAAUUCUGCGAUCAAUGCAUGUAAAAACUCAAACCACUCCAACCGCCACAAGGCAGCCAUGUAUUUGUUGGACGGCAUGCUCAGCAAACACUUGCAGCCGAGCAUUGUCACCUUCGCCAACUUGGUGGGGGCUCACAGCCAUGCUCCGCUGGACCAGCUUGAAGGUGUGCUGUCUAGCAUGACACACAAAGGCGUCGGACCCAACCAGGUCUUCACAGAAGCCGUUUUGAGUGCUUUGUUUCCUGGUCGUUUCACGGCAGCCUGGACGGUGGAUGACAUCUGUACUCGGCUUAAAGGCGCAAGCAGGAACAGGCUCAGGGUGGCAAAGUCAGUUCUGAAAGACGCGCGGUCUCGAGGCGUCCGACUGACACAGCUCAGCUCCAUGGUUGAUCAGUGCCUGCAGCAGCUUACCAUCUGA